Rotaria sordida is the source of this 4278-nucleotide messenger RNA. Lineage: Eukaryota; Metazoa; Rotifera; Eurotatoria; Philodinida; Philodinidae. The record is from the annotation of a GenBank genome assembly.
AUGCUGACUAACUAUUAUCAAAUAUUUUUUUUUACAAGUCUGCUAAGUGUUUUAUCAGCAAUAACAAUUUAUUUGCCUGAUGAAGUAACAUCAUUUACUCGUUGUCCUGAACGUGGUACAACAGAAUUACCAACAAUAUCUUAUUAUCCGGACGAGAAAUUUUGUAAUGUAUAUCAUAAAUGCAAUUGUUCUUUUACGGAUUGUCGUGUAGUCGAAUCUCAUGUUUGUCCAAUUGCAAAAGUUUAUUCAAAAACUAAAGCAACCUGUUUAGAUAUUGAAGAAGAAGGUUGUGAAUCAACAUAUGUACAAUGGGUACAAACACAUAGUAGUAAUACUGAUGAAAAUGAUGGUAAAGUUGCUAUUAUGGUAUCCGAUUCUCUUCUUCCAUCAACAACAAGUAAAGAUUUUGAAUGUGAACAAGGUCAACCAGGCAAAUUUAGUGAUCCAAAUAUUUGCAAUAUAUUUCAUGUAUGUAUAACUCGAAAUGAAAAAACCGUUGAUCAACCAUUUAUGUGUCCAUAUCCAACUGUAUUUAAAACUGGUCCAUCAGGAAAAAUGUUUUGUGCACGACCUGAACCAAAUGAUUGUCAAGGUAAAGCUUUCUAUCGUACAAUGGAAGGAUCAACAAAUAUGGUAAAAAAUAUUCAAAAUGAUAAUGAUGAUGCAACUAGUUAUCGUUUACCUGAAAAUACUCUUAUAAUUGAAAAAUGUUUAAAAUCAGGUUUAUAUCCUGAUAGUCUUUAUUGUAAUGCUUAUCAUAAAUGUACAAACAAAGGUGAAGAUGAACAAUAUUUAUGUGAAAAUCAAUUAUUAUUUAAUCCUGAAUCGAAUAUUUGUGAUUAUCCAAUAAAUGUCGUUUGUGGAGGUAAAGGUUUACUUCGUCGUCCAACAGGUUUUUCAAAUGGUACACUUGUUAAUUCCUCAUAUAUAAUGGUAUAUGGUACUGAAUUACGUCCUGAUUGUCCAUCACAUAUAUCAAAUGUUCUUGUUGCUGAUGUUAAUUAUUGUAAUGUUUUUUAUCAUUGUCAAUCAGGUCGUGGUUCUGUUUAUAUGUGUCGUGAUGGAACAGUAUUUGAUUCAUUAAAUCAAGAAGGUGUUAGUUCAUGUCGUUCAGAAGAUUUAAUUGAUUGUGGUAGUCGUUUAAUUUUAACUUCACAAGGUAAACGUUUAUCAAUAUAUAAAAAAACUGAUAGACCUGUAUCAAAUGUGAAUUUAUUUGGUAUGGAUAAUAAUUAUUUAAAAGAACGAAAAAUAUCAUUUAAUCAUAUUAAUCAUAAUAAUCAUAAUAAUAAUUAUAAUAAUAAUAAUAAUAAUAAUUAUAAUAAUAAUAAUUAUAAUAAUAAUAAUAAUAAUAAUAAUAAUAAUAAUAAUCUUAAUCCACAAUAUUCAAAUUUUAUAUUAUUACCACCACCAAUGCAUAAUCAAAAAGUUGUCGUUGAUGUACCAUAUGAUUGUAAAGGACGUAUUGAUGGUCAUUGGCGUGAUACACGUUAUUGUGAUGUAUUUCAUGCUUGUAUUGCUGGUGAACAAAAACGUUCAUAUGGUUGUAAUCAAAUAGGUGAAAGAUUUUAUUUUGAUGAUGCAUCACAAAAAUGUGAAUUUGUUAGUAGAAAUUUAAAUGGUUGUCAAUCAAAUCAAUAUUAUACAGCAAUUGAACCAAUACCAUCUAUACCAGGAUCACAAUUAAGUACAGAAGCACCAACAGAACCAUGGAAAAUAUUUAUUCACUCACGUGAACAAUUUACUUGUUCAGGAAAACAAGAUGGUUUCUAUGCUAGUCGUUGGUGUAAUGUAUUUUAUCGAUGUUAUACAGGUAUAUCUAGUGCUUUUCUAUGUCCAAAAAUGCCAAGUGGUGCUCGAUUAUGGUGGGUACAACAUGGUUCACCGCAAGGCGUCCCACAAGAAACAGCUGCUUGCACAUGGCCAUGUGAAACAGGUCGACGAUGUUCAAGUUCAGGUGGAAUUAUUGUUGAUUCAGGUUCAACAGUUGGUGAAAGUCAACAAGAAGCUGAAACUGUUUUUUCACAAUCACUUUGUACAACAUCAUCUUCAUCCUCCUCCUCCUCAUCAUCAUUGGGUGGUUUUGUUCCAGGUAUAAGCUCAGUUGGAUCGAAUAGUGGUGCUUUUAUGCCACAACCACCACAAAUGACUGGUGGAACAUCAAGUUCAGGCGUUAGUGUUAGUAGUAAUAUGCUUCCUGGUGUUGGAACAACGGGAGGUGGAGUUGGUAGUAUGCCAAGUGGAUCAUCAUCAACUUUGGGUGCAACAUUUGCUGUUGAUUCGGAUGUAAGUUGUAUUGGACAAGCUGAUGGUGUUUUUCUUGCAAGUCGUUAUUGCAAUAUAUUUCAUCGUUGUGUUAGUGGUACUCGACGAGAUUUUCGUUGUCCUCGUGCCACAAAUACACCAUAUGAUCUUUGGUGGAAUCAACAAACUCAACAAUGUGAUUGGCCAUGUCGAAUUCAAUGUGCUACUUCUGUUCAUGGUACAUCAACAUCAGCACAACAAGUUCGAACAGAAAAUGCUCUAUUAUUUAGUAAUGAAUGUGCUGGUUAUCAAAUUAAUUUUCAUUCACAAGCUAAUACUGGUAUUCUCAAUAGUCAAGCAAUGGUUUAUUCAUCAAUUCCUCAUGAAUCUGAACCAAUACGUAGUUCAAUGUCAAAAUUAAUUGAAAAUCCUGAUCCAAAUUUUAUAUGUACACAACCUGGUAAAUUUCCAACACGACGUUAUUGUAAUGUUUAUUAUGAAUGUUCUGAUACGGGUUUACCACCUAUACAAACAUAUGAAUGUGUUGAUAGUUUCUUUGAUCGUAGUCAAGGUUUAUGUAUGCCAAAGGAUCAAGUACCAUGUUUAGGUGGUAUAUAUCCAUAUGAUUCAGUUCCUAUUGAUCGUAAUCCUGAUUCAUUACAAUGUUCAAUUAAUUCUGGUUUUCAAUUACAUACAUCAAGACAAUUUUGUAAUAUUUAUUAUUUAUGUGAUGGUACACAAACAACACCAACAACAUUUCGUUGUUUUGAUCGUCAAACUCAACAAGAAGGUAUUUAUGAUCCAUUUGCUGAACGUUGUGAUUCAAGACGAAAUUCAAAUUGUCAAAAUGCUAUAUUAAAUUUAAGUCAUACACAAUUAUAUCGUUCUGUAUCUAUUGAUCAUACACGUUUACCUGAUUUAUCAAUUUUACCAUGUAAAUAUGAUCAACAAUAUGUUAUUGAACAUGAACAAUUUUGUGUUUAUGCUUGUCCAGCUCAUAAAACAAUUCUUUUGCGUGAUCGACAACCAGUAGGUAAUGUUGUACAACAAGAAGUUAUUGAAGCAACAUGUUCAUCAGCUCAAGUACCAACUGUACCUAUUAUUGUUAAUGGUAUUACACCAGAACCUGGUGGUUUUAUAUCUCCAACAUUUUAUCCUUCACCAUCAUUUGAUAUAAAUAGCAUGCCACAACAACCUCAAACAUCAGCUCCUUCAUCUGUACUUGGUUAUCAACCAUGUGUAGUAUCAAAUGAAUGGUAUGUAAGUCAACCAACAAUUCGAUGUAGUGCAUCAUUUGGUGCAACGGGUUAUGCACCUGAUCCAAAAGAUUGUUCGAAAUAUUAUCUAUGUGAUUCUUAUGUCGGUCCAGAUGGCAUGUCAUCAGGUAUUUCAAUGCAAUGUUUGGCUGGUCUAUGGUGGGAUCAACAACGACGUACAUGUGUACUUCCAUCUGAAGUUGCAUGUAAUCCAUAUAAUAUCAUUAAUUCACAAGGACAAAACACAAUGAUUGAUAAUAAUCUAAAUGUUAUGUAUCAACCAAUGUAUCCACCGAUGCCUUUACCAUCAGGAGAUACAACACCACUUGUUGCCUUUCCACAACCACAAACACCUGUUCAAGUUAUACAAGGACAAGGUGACGCUCCAUGUCGUGGUGGACCACUAUGCGUUGAUGUUGGACUUAAUAUUCUUCAACAAAUGAAAGGCAUUCCUGGUCGUCCAGGCUGGUUUUAUAAAUGUGACAGUCAAUGUGCACUUGAAAUGCGUUGUCCACCAGGUUUAAUAUUUGAUGAUUCAUAUCAACGAUGUGAAUGGCCUGGUGCUAGUCCUCAACUAUUACAUCAACGUUUAGGUAGUUUAAGAGAUAAGAACUCUGAUGAUAAUAAAAAUACAACUAAAACAAAUGUUAAAAAAUUACGCUUAAUGACAACAAUAAAACAUGUCAAUAAAACAUCAUCAUCAUCAUCAUCGUCAUCAUCAUCAACAUCGGCAACAGUAUCACCAAUAAAUCAAGCAACAAAACAGGUUGCACCAUAA